CAUCGCUGUAUAUCAUUAAGAUUAACUUCUUCCAAAUCUUAUAAUUUAUUUUGACGAAGACAACAUGUAUUAAUAAAAAGAAAAAAGAGACCAUAAACCACUGGUAUAGAUGGAAACUACGAAGAGAACAAUGGGCAUUACCACGAUUGACAGGCGUUUUAGCUUCUAAUUAUUAAAGUUUGGAAAGUGGGUAUGAAUAAUUCCAGACAAAAGAAUGGAAAUUACAAGCAUAUUACCAGAAGAGUGCCUGUGUCUGAUCAUAUCCUUGACUUCGCCGGAAGAUGCAUGUCGAUCGGCCAUGAUUUCUCACGCUUUCAGAUCGGUAGCAAACCGUUAUGAAGUGUGGGAAAAGUUUCUGCCGUCUGAUUAUAGAUCAAUCAUUUCAGGAUCAUCAUCAUCAUCAUUGCUUUCGCUGGGAAAGAAGGAUGUAUAUUUCCAUCUCUGUUUUCAUCCCAUUCUCAUUCAAAAUGGUACCAAGAGCUUUCAGUUGGAGAAAAAGAGUGGGAAAAAAUGCUAUAUGAUGGGGGCAAGAGCACUUUCAAUUAUACCGGAAGGUACACCUGCUCACUGGAUUUGGACAUCUCUACAAGAGUCUAGUGACGGUGAAAAACCUACUUUUGACUUCAAAAGGAUGACAAAGAGAAUGGCGUUGUUGAUAUUCCCUUUGUUUACUUCUUGUUUUGAAUUCUUUAAUAGGUUCCCUGAAACUGCUGAGCUCAAACAAGUAUGGUGGCUCAAUAUGAGGGGAGAGAUUGAGACCAAAAUUUUAUCUUCCGACACAAACUAUGCAGUAUACUUUGUGUUUAAGCUUAGAAAAGAGCAUACAACCGGGUUUACGCAGAGAACUGUAGGUUUGCAUGUCCAUGUGGACAAAAUCGGUUUAAGAGAAGUGCGGAUGGUGUCGUUAGACCCUUUAAGAGAUGAGCCUCGAUAUAUUCGAGAGAGAGGAGAUGGGUGGAUGGAGAUUGAAAUGGGUGCUUUUUUUAAUAAUUGUGGGGACGAUGGAAGCGUGGAGUUCAGUGUUUGGGAGGCUCACACAAAUUACGUUAAGCGAGGUCUCAUUAUUGAAGGAAUUGAGUUGAGGCCUAAAGAUAGUGCUAGUUAGGUGUACAUUGAUUUACUCAAACUAGGAAAAUCCUAUUGUAGUUGAAAAUGAUCAGCAACGAGUUACGGCCUUUAAAAUUUGUAUAAAUUAAUUAUGUGUGCAGCUUGAAUGAUUUUCAUUUCGAGUGUUAUAAAGUAUUUUCUAUGGCCAUA
Gossypium raimondii (Peruvian cotton) is the source of this 1257-nucleotide messenger RNA. Its product is annotated as putative F-box protein PP2-B12. The coding region runs from base 215 to 1105 and encodes 296 amino acids. Gene Ontology annotation, molecular function: protein binding. The transcript is spliced from 3 exons. NCBI's taxonomy places the organism in Eukaryota, Viridiplantae, Streptophyta, Magnoliopsida, Malvales, Malvaceae. The record is from RefSeq and is a predicted model, not a curated record.